AUGUCCUUCCUCCGUUCCUCCCUCAACCUCGCAAGGACCGCCGCCCCCAGGCGCACCGCCUUCGCUGCCACAGCCACCCCCCUCCGCGCCUUCUCCAGGUCCGCCCUUGUCAUGAACCAGAAGCCUGGAGACGACGGCUACGAGGAGCACAGAGAGAAGGUCGAGCCCAGGAUCGCCCAUGUCGACGAAUCCUUCACCUUCGAGCACCCCGACCAAUUCGUCGACAAGCACCCCGGCCACGACAUGCAGCAGGGUGACUAUGGGCGUCACACCAAGCGUACCCUCGCCUCCUUCUCCAUGGAGGGCAAGGUCUGCCUCGUCACUGGUGCCGCCCGUGGUCUCGGCAACAUGAUGGCCAGGACCUUUGUCGAAUCUGGCGCCAAUGCUAUCGUUCUCGUCGACAUUAAUGAGGCCGAGGCCCAACGCUCUGCCAAGGAGCUUGAAGCGUGGUUCGUCGAGAACGGCCAGGCCAAGCCCAACGAGAUUGAAUCCAUCGGUCUCGGCUGCGAUGUCUCCAACGAAAACGACGUCAAGAGGGUUUUUGCCGCUGUCAAGGAGCGAUUCGGCCGCCUCGAUGCUGUCGUCACUGCCGCUGGUAUUGUCGAGAACUUCGUCGCCCACGAGUACCCCACCGAAAAGAUCAAGAAGCUUUUGGACAUCAACGUGAUGGGUACUUGGUACUGCGCUUUGGAGGCCGCCAAGUUGAUGCCCGACGGUGGUUCCAUCACCCUUGUUGGCUCUAUGUCUGGUAGCAUUGUCAACGUCCCCCAGCCUCAGACUCCUUACAACUUCUCCAAGGCCGCUGUGCAGCACAUGGCCCGAUCCCUCGCUGUCGAGUGGGCCCUCAAGGGUAUCCGAGUCAACUCUCUCUCCCCCGGUUACGUCCUCACCAACUUGACCAAGGUCAUCCUCGACGCCAACCCCGUCCUCCGAGACGAAUGGCUCCACCGUAUCCCCGUUGGCCGCAUGGCUGACCCCUCCGACCUGAAGGGUGCCGUCAUCUACCUUGCUUCCGACAGCUCCAAGUACACCACUGGUACCGACAUGGUCAUCGACGGUGGUUACACUUGUUUGUAA
Molecule: messenger RNA, 1077 nt
Organism: Cryptococcus wingfieldii CBS 7118
Lineage: Eukaryota; Fungi; Basidiomycota; Tremellomycetes; Tremellales; Cryptococcaceae
Product: d-arabinitol 2-dehydrogenase
Exons: 6
Coding region: 1-1077 (358 amino acids)
Cellular component (GO): intracellular anatomical structure
Molecular function (GO): oxidoreductase activity, acting on NAD(P)H, oxygen as acceptor
Source: RefSeq, a predicted model, not a curated record